Molecule: messenger RNA, 668 nt
Organism: Saccostrea cuccullata (small rock oyster)
Lineage: Eukaryota; Metazoa; Mollusca; Bivalvia; Ostreida; Ostreidae
Product: E-selectin-like
Exons: 3
Coding region: 36-668 (210 amino acids)
Source: RefSeq, a predicted model, not a curated record
GUGAAAACAUUACAAACGCUGUUCUCAAACAUCAUAUGGUAGACGAUUUGGCAUUACAAUAUCAUUAUGACGGCAGAGUAAACUUCACUGCGUUCCUAAAGUCACGUGUCUACGAUUGUUUAGAAGGUCAUGUACUGACACGUGGUAAUCUUACACUUGAGUGUCAGAAAGAGGGACAAUGGUUCGGAGAUCCUCCCGUUUGUAAUGUCACCUGUCGGGACCCUAUCCAUGAGAACAGUACAACUCUACGUGAAACAAGUUCAUUUCCAUUCUAUUUUGAGGGAUAUAAUGUGACUUACACGUGUAAAAGACACCAUCGUCACUCUGGCGGGGAUCUUACCAGAUUUUGUAACGGCAGUGGCAACUGGACAGGAGAAAAGCCUGUUUGUAAACGUUGUAAAUGUCCAUGUAACAGAGUCCGAUCCCAAAAUUUUAUCAAAGACCCGGUAAUACUCAAGAAUCGAAUUAAAAAACUGAAAAAAGAACUGAAAGUGAAAAUGGAAAAUCUUUCCUCAACUUUGAGAAGUAAGACGUGUGCCAAGGACGACAGGCAGUCUUCAACCGGCAUCGGCUCCAUUCUGGGAGGUGGAAUUAUCACGUUUGUCGUGGUCCUCCUUGUUAUAAGUGACCUUCCGUUGCUCUACAGACAGAUUCGUCAUGGACCAUAG